Molecule: messenger RNA, 1091 nt
Organism: Mugil cephalus (flathead mullet)
Lineage: Eukaryota; Metazoa; Chordata; Actinopteri; Mugiliformes; Mugilidae
Product: asialoglycoprotein receptor 1-like
Source: RefSeq, a predicted model, not a curated record
GUUUGGACAGUCGACUUUCAUGUCUCUGUUAGAGUUCACUGGGAGCCGGAGGACAACGAAGGGAGACAAACACUCUGGUUAAAGGAGGACAAAAGAGGACGGAGACAAAAGAAGACAUCGCCAUGACAACUGAAUACCAUGACGACGUCGAGGACGACAGCAACUCCUUCUGGAACAAAGAACCUCGUCCAGGUAUGUCCAGUCUGUCCAGCGUGUCCAGGUUGAGGCGCUGGUUGGUUCCUGCCCUGACGGCGACAGUCAUCCUGGUUCUGGUCAUAGCUCUGGGAGCCUCCAACACGAAUACGGGGAACCGGCUCUGGUCCCUGGAGACAAGAGUGUCCAACAUGUCCGUAACACUGGUCACCACCCAGCAGAACACUAAAGAUGCAGCUAAAGAAGUUCAGCGGUUGAAGUUUGCUGUGGAGAGCAACAAGGAUCAGCUGACCUCAGUGUCGGAGGCCCUGAAGCAGCUCUCAGCUCUGGACUCCAUCAGUCGGGCGGUGGAGGCUUUAAAAUGUUCCGUGGAGCGGAUCAUGAAGAACGACACCAUGGUGGAUGGCUGCUGUCCUCUGGGUUGGGACGCGUUUCGUUCAAGCUGUUAUUUCUUCAGUAAGACACCUUCGUCCUGGUACGAUGCCAGAGACUAUUGCAAUGGACACGAGUCUCACCUGGUCAUCAUAAUCACUGACGAGGAGUGGGACUUUGUGACCCAACGUUCCAUGGGGACGUUCUUCUGGGUGGGGCUGACGGACGAGAGGACGGGGAAGUGGGAGUGGGUCAACCAGACGCCAUACGUCAUGAACCGGAGGCGCUGGAAACCAGGACAACCAGACAGCUGGACGGGUCACGGUCUCGGUGCCGGAGACGAGGACUGCGCUCACCUUCACAGUGACGGACGUCUCAACGACCUGCACUGCUCCCCAGGCUGCGCUACAUCUGCCAGAAACACAGCCAGCGCACCUGAACGCACCUCAGCGACGCACCUGAACGCACCAUGUCCUCAGACCACGGCCCUGGCACCGUGGUGACGUGUGGUUAAAGACAGGGGGCGCUCUACGUUGUAAUUUCUCCAAAUAAAGCACCUGCUAUGA